Messenger RNA from Cladophialophora psammophila CBS 110553, 864 nucleotides. RefSeq lists its product as uncharacterized. Bases 1 to 864 code for a protein of 287 amino acids. NCBI's taxonomy places the organism in Eukaryota, Fungi, Ascomycota, Eurotiomycetes, Chaetothyriales, Herpotrichiellaceae. Gene Ontology annotation, cellular component: nucleus. The record is from RefSeq and is a predicted model, not a curated record. The transcript is spliced from 3 exons.
AUGAGCAAGAGGAAGCAGGAUGCCAGCGAAAAGAUCGACGUAGAUAUGGGCAAUGACAGCGGAGACGAUGAGGAUUUCGAUGUCCUUGAUGUCGACUUCGAGUGGUUCGACCCUCAGCCCGAGUACGAUUUUCACGGCAUCAAGACCUUGCUACAACAGCUGUUGGAUGUUGAUGCUCAGUUAUUCGACUUGUCUGCAUUGACUGACCUUAUAUUGUCACAACCCACGCUGGGAUCAACUGUCAAAGUCGAUGGCAAUGAGACGGACGCUUACGCAUUUCUUUCCGUCUUGAAUCUGCAAGAACAUCGGGAGAAGCCAUUCAUGAACAAGAUCCUGCAAUACUUAUUGUCCAAAGCGAAGUCGAAACCUACACUUGCUCCCCUUGCGGAGCUCCUUUCCCAGGCUACCGUUCCGCCAAUAGGCCUGAUCCUUACAGAGCGUCUGAUCAAUGUUCCUGCUGAAGUUGUGCCUCCAAUGUACACGAUGUUGUUGGAAGAGAUGGAGUGGGCAAUCCAAGACGGCGAGCCAUACAACUUCUCUCACUAUCUCGUCCUCUCCAAGACAUACACGGAAGUUGCUUCGAAGCUUGACGCUGAGGAUGACCCUCCAAAGAAAAAAAAGAAAGCAGCAUCUAGUUCAUUCGAGACAAUGUAUUUCCAUCCGGAGGACGAGGUGCUGCAUAGACAUGCCAUCUGCCAUAGCGGGUUUGAUUACUCUAUCAAACAGGACGAGGGACACUCAGACUCCAAACGAGCGUUUCAAGAACUGGGGAUCAAGCCGCAAGGACACGCCAUACUCAUUGCGGGAGACAAGUUCAAGGAUGCGGUGCAAAAUGUGGCCGAAUACCUAAAGCCUCAGCCUUGA